Molecule: messenger RNA, 2905 nt
Organism: Drosophila willistoni
Lineage: Eukaryota; Metazoa; Arthropoda; Insecta; Diptera; Drosophilidae
Exons: 3
Coding region: 190-2556 (788 amino acids)
Source: RefSeq, a predicted model, not a curated record
UAGUUCUACAGAAAACACAUUUUAUUUUGAGUUCAUGUUAGUGUACACUUCACACUCGAGUUCUUUUCACAUAUUUGCAAAAUUUCCAAUUUUAGGAAAACUAAAUAUUUUUUAAUAUUUGCAUGCAAACCAGUAAAUCAAAGUGAAGUGAAAAGUACACACACACGCACACCCACCCACUCAUAAAUAAUGCCGCCAAAAGAUAAUUCAGGAAAAGUUAGUGCAAUGCCAAGCGCAACCAGUCAAAAGGCUCCGCCAACUUUUCUCUUUGAUAUGAUUAUAAACCAAUUGAUAUUACCCAAUGAAAAAAUCGACGACCCCAAUAGAUUGACUGUGGAGGGAAAAUUCAAUUCGAUGCCAGUCAAAAUGACAUCCAGUCGCAUAAAUGUUACAGACUUUGUGAAUCAAAGAUCCAUGGAGUUUGUAACGGCUGCAGACAAAUUGCGUAAAUCUCUGGAAGACCAAGGCAUGAGCAUAAGUGUUCUCUACAAUAAUCGAGCUAUAUGCACAGGGCAUAUAGUAUUCCCGUCCAAUUAUAUCGAUCGCAUUGAUGAGGGUAUGUCGGAUCUGAUGCAUGAAGAUUGGUGUGAAUUGGAGAAAAAUAGUGCGGUUGCGGGCAAAAUGAAGUUUAUUUGUCGUUUAAUCAUCAAAUGCGAUGACCCAGAUGGGCUCGAUGGCAGUUGUGCUCGUGAUAUUGACAAAAGCAUUCAUCCCAAGGAUAUCUUCUUUGUCAUGGGCCAGCCUCAGGUCUGUGAGAUUCCAUCAAAUCCCUGCUUAGAUGUCCUUGAGCCGGAAGAGGGUGAUGAACGUCUCAAACUGGAUUUGGACCGAUAUCGCAGUGUUUCUGCAGGCAGAGUUAACACAAAUGACUUGAUGUUGGACCAGCCUGCAUUUAGUGCUGCUUGCUAUGAUCUAAAGAAAUUAGUCACUGAAUAUGGACAGAUUAUUGACUCUGUUGCCAAAAAUACAGCAGAGGUUUCAACUGCUCCACAGCCUUGUGUAGGCCGACCUGAUGCUCCAAUGGAAAUGGAUGUGCCACAAAUGCCUACAAUGCCUACAAUGCCCAGCUUUGUUUAUUACACGGAACAAAAAACUAUUCCUGACUUCCCCAUUGAUGGUAAUCUGGCGGAAACCAAGCCCAUUCGCUUCUGUCCCGUAUGCCUGACUAGUAUGUCCUGGUUACCGAAAUACGCAUGCUGUCCGCAUUGUGGAAUAAAGCCCUUGCCUGUGGUUGAAGAAAGACUUAAAGAAAAGAAGCCUACGGCAGAUCAGAUUCUUUUAGAGUAUCUGGGAAAACCAUCGGAUGGCAGCAUUAAUGACCUGUGUAUGGAUGCCUGCCAAAAGGCCAUGAAGUCCAAAAUUGAGGGAAGUAGCCAGGACGAUUGCCCACCGUGCAGAUGUAAAUGCAAAGCGAAUAAAAUGUGUGCCCACUGUCGUAUACGUAAAGUCUGUGCUGAUAUCUUUCAAAGUAAUAAGGGUGAUGUUGAAAAAUGUCCAAAAGUGGAACCCAAAGAUAAUGAAGAUUUCUGUAUAUUGAGUGAUAGCGCCAACGAUUGCAGACCAUACCUAGCACGAGUAUUUUCAGAACUACGUAUGUUAUACGAUAUAAAUGACAAAAAUAGAGCUUCCGAAUAUGAGGAUGCAUGUGGGCAAAGAAAAAAGUCCGCCAGCAAAAUCGAUGGCAAAGCAAGAAAGGAUGGUGGACAGGAUGUUCAGCAUAUUCCGGCCGUGAGUCAACCAAACGGCACGAGCAUCAAUAGCGAACGCCAUAAAAACUGUCUCAGUCAGCAUGGAGCCGUAUCCCGAAAUCAUGGCUGGGCCUGGCCAAAGACAUUCGCGGCCCGAAAGCUCGGCUGGCGACCUGGUGCCGUACGAAAACCGAUCAAGAAAAUAAUGGAAUACUUCUUGGAGUCGGCGGUCAACGAAUUGGAUGAACUGGAUGUGGAAAACGAGCCUCCGGAACCUGUGCUUAAUGUCUGCAAGAAGGACGGCGCCAUUUUCAUAACAUUACGACCACUUUCCACAUUGGGGAUGAUCCAAAAACCCAUUACAUUUCGAGUGGUCAAGAGUGAUUUGGCAGUGGCACUAAGUGAGAUCAAGGCCGAAUUAAAAGAGAAGGGUUUCCGGAAGUGCACCUGUCACAAGUCGGUAAUGAUGUGCCUGUGCCGCAGUGUUCGAGAGAAAAAGGACUUGGAGCGUGCCAUAAACAAGGAGUGCAAACAACGAAGGAUGCAAUCUUGUGCCGAGCAUUUGAUCCUUACCGAUACCAGUGAAAGUGAAAUGGAGUACGAUUUUAAUGUGACACCACCGGCGGGCAAUCGACAAGUCGCAAUGCCACGGAAACCUCGCACCACCAAUAAUGGCACACAGUACAGUAAAAAGGAUUUACAGUCAAUACCAACAAAAUAUCCAGUUAUUACGAGUCCCUAUUAUCGUGCCUUUGACUGUGCCACUUUUGGUCGCUAUAAAGCCAAGGAAGUACCACGUAAGAAGGCCAAAACGGUUGCUCUUCCACAGAAAAAGGAGGCCAAAACGGGUGUGAAACGUGGUCUUUAAUCGAACUAUUUGAUUUUUGAAGAUUAUCAAACAUAUUGGGAUGCGUAUCGAAACAUAUUCCGGAUCUGGUUAAAUAGGCCAAUAAGGGUUUUUCAUUAGGCGCCUUUCAUCUAUUUUGAUAUGCUUAAUAUAGUUUGAGUUUUGUUUCGCAUCAAUCACAUUGCAUCGAAAGCAUCUCAACGCCAAAAUCGAAAUAUAGUAUGGAAGCACUCCUAAUGAUAAAAUCUGGCGCUGGCAACGAAAUCUAUUUCGAUACGGAUCCUUAAUUAAUGAUAAUUCUCUCGCUAUUGUCUUACAUAUCAUGUGAUUUUUUGGAUUUCAACAAGAGUCUUUCGAUAGUUAUUCAUUA